Trypanosoma rangeli is the source of this 2376-nucleotide messenger RNA. RefSeq names its product putative intraflagellar transport protein IFT88. Bases 1 to 2376 code for a protein of 791 amino acids. The transcript has a single exon. Gene Ontology annotation, molecular function: kinesin binding. Gene Ontology annotation, biological process: intraciliary transport; non-motile cilium assembly. Lineage: Eukaryota; Euglenozoa; Kinetoplastea; Trypanosomatida; Trypanosomatidae. The record is from RefSeq and is a predicted model, not a curated record. Gene Ontology annotation, cellular component: ciliary base; non-motile cilium; ciliary basal body.
AUGAUGGAGUUUGCACAAAAUGAUGACGCCGAGGAGGACGUUUAUGCCGCCUUCGAACCCGAGACCGCCAAUGCGUUUGACGCGUCCUCCAGAAACUUUUCUGGCGUUCAGGGGCACGAGGUGGUUGGCGGCGGCAGUGUCGGCGGUGUAACAAAUCCACUGAUGCAGGCUCCACCGUCAAAGUGGGGCGGUACAAGCAUGGGAUCUGCUUGGGGCGUUCCAGGGAGUCGGCUGGGCACUGUUGGCGGCAACGUCGGGGCGGCCCGCCCAAUGACGUCCAACCGUGGGGUGGGUUUUAACGCCAGCCCUGCACUGUUUAACAACGGCGUCAUGUUUGACCCCACGGGUCAGGGUCGGGUGGCGAUGACGAUGGGUCCUGCACCGCCGUUGAAGAAGCGUGGCGAAAACAGUCCCGAGGAACAGUGUGCGGAGGUUGAGAAAAUGAUCCAUAAACUUAUUGAAGAAAGUGCGGUGCUAGCGUUACAAAAGGACUACGGUGGGGCACUAGAGAAGGCCAAGGAGGCAGGUAAGAAGGAGCGUCAAUUGUGUAAGCAACGGGAACAGCUUGGACUUGCAGAUCAAAUUAAUGCCGAUCUAACCUACGCGGUGCACUUUAACCUUGCUGUACAGUAUCAAAAUCAUCAACUUUACGCAGACGCCCUCAAUACGUACUCUCUCAUUCUUCGAAAUCUGCAAUUUCCACAGGCCGCUCGUUUGAGGGUGAACAUGGGAAAUAUACAUGUUGCUCAGGGGAGGUACCUUCUUGCCAUUAAAAUGUAUCGUUUAACACUUGAUGAGACACCUACAGCUUCCAGGGAGCUUCGCCACAAGUUAUUGCGCAGUAUUGGUAACGCUUUCGUGAAGCUUGGUCAGUACCGUGACGCAGUUGUCAGCUACGAGGCUAUCAUGGAGGGCAACGGGGACAUCAAUGCAGGGUUCAACCUGUUGCUCUGUUAUUAUGCUCUUGGAGAGCGAGAAAAAAUGAAGCGGACUUUUCAAAAGCUUCUCAACUGCAAAAUGACGGGUGGCGAGGAGGACGAAGACACGGAUGAUGAGAAGAAGGAUGUUCUUGUCGACGAUGCGCUUCGCAAGAAGCUCAAGGAGGAUCGAGCCCACUUUUUGAAUUGCAUCAUGACUGCCGCUCGCCUUAUUGCCCCUGCUAUUGACAAGGAUUGGCGUGCGGGAUACGACUACUUAAUUGAGCGUCUUCGUCACUACGAUAUGCGUGAUUCCGCUUCCCAUGUGGCAAGUGAGCUAGAGAUGUGCAAGUGUCUUUACUACUUGAAGCACAAGAGUUACAGGGAGGCCAUCGAUGGCUUGAAGGCUUUUGAGAAGAAGGAUAGAAUGUUGCGCGCCCGGGCUGCGACAAAUUUGGCUUACCUAUACUUUCUUGAGGGCGAUUAUGACAGUGGUGAAAAGUACAGUGACAUGAGCCUUGAGGCCAAUCGUUACAAUGCCAAAGCACUAGUCAACAAGGGAAACUUUCUUUUCAUGAAGGGGGCCUAUGAGAAGGCAAAAGGUUACUAUAAUGACGCACUUGCCGUAGAAGCCGACAACAUUGAGGCCAUCUAUAACCUUGGACUUACAGCCAAGCGUCUUGGCCUCUAUGAGGAGGCCCUGAAAAUGUUUAAACGGGUACAGUCACUGGUAGACAGUCAUGAGGUGGUGUACCAGAUUGCCGACAUCAAUGACCUUGUGGGCAGUCCAAAUGCAUUGGAGUGGUUCAGUCGUCUCAUUGGUCGCGUUCCAACAGAUCCAAAUAUUUUGGCGCGCAUGGGCUCUCUCUCCGCUCGUGAAGGGGACGACGGUCAGGCCUUUCACUAUUAUCUAGAGGCGUACCGUUAUUAUCAGGUAAAUAUGGAUGUUAUCUCGUGGUUAGGUACCUACUUUGUCAAGAACGAGGUUUACGACAGGGCCAUUCAGUUUUUUGAACGCGCCUCGCAAAUUCAACCUCUUGAGGUGAGGUGGCUGUUGAUGGUGGCAUCAUGUCAUCGACGUCAUGGGGAUUACGGGCAGGCCAAACGUUUGUAUGAGGCUGUGCACCGCAAGUACCCGGAAAAUAUGGAAUGUCUGCGAUACUUAGUUCACCUGUGUAAGGAUGCCGGCCUAAUUGACGAGGCCAAUGAGUGGUUUAAGAAAAUCAAGAAGCUGGAGCAGCGCCAACAGGAGAAGACGGAUGAUGCGGGGUCCCAGGAUGAGGAUGGGGACGUCAAACACGGGGCGCGCACAGCCGCUAGUCAACGCGUCGUUGCUUCUGUAAGCACUCGAGGGGGUGACAUGAUGGAGGAUGAGCUGGACGAGCCACACAUUGCCUUCUCUGAGGUCAAACCAACGAACAACGAGGAUGACGGUGAAAUUGACUUGCCAGGGAUUUGA